This is a messenger RNA of Pelobates cultripes (western spadefoot toad), 567 nucleotides long. The record is from the annotation of a GenBank genome assembly. NCBI's taxonomy places the organism in Eukaryota, Metazoa, Chordata, Amphibia, Anura, Pelobatidae.
AUGACACUAAAGCCAUCCUUGAUGCAAUUGGAAGCUUUCUUCAGACCUGCAAAAAAUUUAAUAUGUGAAAGAUAUAUAUUUGGCAGCUGCAAGCAAGAAGAAUGUGAAUCAAUAGACAACUUUGUCACAAGGCUGAGAGAAAAAGCUGCAAGCUGUGAGUAUGGCUCCUUGAGAGAUGAACUUAUUCGUCACAAAAUAGUUCUAGAUAUUAAUACGGAGAGUACCUGCCGCCGUCUAUUGAGGGAACAGGAUUUAAACCUACAUGCAGCAAUUGAGAAAUGUUGCACUGCAGAACUUACUGACAAACAUAUGAGAGCUAUGGAGCAGGAUAAACAGACUGACAGCAUCCAUGAAGCCUUCAAGCAACAGAUAAGCUUGAAGAACCACCAGCACAAGGAUCAACACCAAAGCACCUCACCUGUGAGCAAGCCGACAUCAUGUAAGUACGGUGGCAGUAUACAUGUUAGAGAGAAAGAACAGUGUCUGCAUAUGGGAAAACCUGUAGAUCAUGUGGGAGGGAGUAUGUCUGUCAAGAUGAAAGGAAGCCAGGAAGCUAAACCCAAUUGA